This is a messenger RNA of Exaiptasia diaphana, 2842 nucleotides long. RefSeq lists its product as uncharacterized. The record is from RefSeq and is a predicted model, not a curated record. The annotation marks the transcript as partial. The transcript has 9 exons. Lineage: Eukaryota; Metazoa; Cnidaria; Anthozoa; Actiniaria; Aiptasiidae.
ACAGUUACUUUUCUCCUUACAAAAAUAUUGCAUUGAAUUAAUGAAUGUGUUAGCUGCAUGUUUCGUGUUCAGCCUUAUUAUGCAGCGACUGCUCGGGUCGACUUUUGUCUAGUUCCUUAUCUAAUAUGGCGAUAAGGAGCUGCUUUGGCUCGUAUUCUAUUAUCUUAACAAAUACUGAAAUAAAAGUUACGUCGGUUAGGCCGUCAACACUCAUGACAACAGAUAACAGUUAGUGCUAUUACGCAAGCUUUUCUAGCUAUAGCUAUAUACCAUCAUUUGAUAGUGAAGCUUGUACUCUCGGCAAGUUAGCGAACUGUAAAACCUCGAAAAUGAGCAAAAGAACUUAUGCUGAAGUGUUAUCUGGAAGUGGGACAUCGGAAUCCGAAUCAGAGAAGGAGCUCAGUUCUUCAAUACCUCCUGUACAGCAGCGACGGCGUAGUAAGUCAACAAGCCGCAAGGAUGGAGGGAGAUUGUGGCGGAAAGCAAUAAAUAAAGAGUUAUCGUCCAAGAGAAAGAAUGUAGCAGAACGAAAGUCGGAAAUCGUCAUUGAAAUAUCUUCAAGCCCUGAAGUCAGUCCUCAGAAAUGCAGCAAAGAGCAAGUUAUUAUAUCUAGUGGCUCGGAAUGUGGAUCCCCAUCCAAAAAAAGGCUCCCAUCAUUAGCAUAUGGCGGAUGUAUUGGUGAAUUGCGUAAACCACAAUCACCACAGCUACACCCAAGAGGAUUGAAGCAUGAAAGUAAAGGUGACCGUCCAAAAAUACCAUUUUCACUGGAGAAAGGGCACAAGAAUAAAUCAAACAUUGAUCUGGAAACAGAGUCAGAAACUGACGAGACGUCAUCAUCGGACAGCGAAACGUCCGACGAAUCCGGCCCGGAAGAAAACCUACCCCCUAUAAAGAAAUUUCUCCACGAUGAUCCGAGACUUCCUGUUUACGAAUGGGGGCUUACCCGUAACAAGGGUAUGGAGGAAAUUGCAAAACUCUUGCUAUUAGAGCUCGAAGAUAUAGCGUCCAUAAGCGUCGCAAGCGGUGUUCCCACAAACGUAAAUAGGAACACAGCGUUUGUAAUUGACACUAGCCACCUUGACAAUAUCGAUGAUUUGAAAUGUGACGAGCUUGGUUCGUGGACUGCUACAGGUGUGAAAACGGUAACAUUUAAGAAAAAACACAAUAAAGUUUUGAAGACGAAUGCACAACCUAAAAACAAUAGAUAUAAAUUUACCCGACGCUAUUUUAUGAAUGACAGUUUAAAGUCCCUAAAGAAGGCAAUAACAACUGCCGAGGACUGCAAAAAAAACGUUCCACAUCGAUUUGCUUUUGUGCAAUAUAUUUUUGCCGAAGGAGAACAAACCGUUAAUGUUCUGCCCCAUGGKAAUAGCCGAAAAUCCAACAAGCCAUAUAAGAGAACGAUGAAGAGUACGCUAGAAAAAAUAAAAGAUGAUGUGCAAAAGUGUGUGGAUCCAAGAAAGGUCAUACAUAAUAUCAUAAAAAGUAAGGGUGGGAUCGAACAAUUACGGUCGGGUGGCGAGUUGCCUAGAAAUCGAAAACAAGUCUACAAUGCUGUGCAGGCGGCCACAAGAGAUAACAAAAUUCCUGAUCCCUUAGAAUACUUAAUGAAAAAAAGCAAGGAGGAGCUUAUGGACGAGAAUACGGCAUUCAUUCGAACAGUUCAAAGUACACCCGAACCACUUAUUUUCCUGUCAACGAAACACCAACUUCUAGAUAUUGAAAGGUUCUGUACCAAUCCGGAAAACUUUUGUGUUUUGGGCGUGGAUGCCACAUUCGAACUCUGUGAUUAUUACUUAACAUUUGCCACGUACCGAAAUCAAAUGCUGGAAACUAAAAAUGGCAAACAUCCUGCCCUAGUCGGCCCAGCUAUUUUACACAAGAAGAAGUUGGAACGUUCAUACACUGUUUUGCCUGCAGAAAUGUGUCGGUGGCAUCCACCUUGCGCAGGUGUAUUGGUAGUUGGAACUGACGGAGAAGAAAAUUUGGUGAACGGUUUGCGAAAUGUUUUUCGCAGCGCUGAACACCUGCGCUGUGAUAUUCACAUGAGGGACAACAUCAAGUCUAAGCUCUCGUCCCUGGGAAUUCCUCAAACCAUCGCCAAAGAAUAUCUAGACGACAUUUUUGGGCGUGGCAAUGAGGCUGGCCUGAUCCACUGCUUAUCGGCGGAAGAAUUCGAUGGAGCCCUAGAACGAUUAAAGACAGCGUGGGAAUCACGCCAUUCAAAGGGGAAAGACUUUGUCGCCUAUUUUGUGGCAAAGAAGGCCUUAGAUAUAAAAGAAACAAUGAGGGCGGAAAUCAGAUCAAUGUGUGGAUUGGGGUACCCACCCGACGUGUACACCCAAAAUGCAAGUGAGUCGAUGAACAGGGUUUUAAAAGAAGAAGAUAAAGACGAUCCCACAACCCGGAGAAUGAGAAAAAAUGUUUGUGACAUUGUAGAAAGAGUAAGAAAGGUAGUGGAAAGGCAGGAGAACGAACAGUUCCUUGCKGUCAUAGGUAGGGGAGAAUACCAGAUUUGCGAUAAUUAUAAAUUUCUUGAAGUGGGAGACAAGUAUUUUCAAAUGAACGAUAAACAAAAGCAAGAAGUCAGGAGAAAGUUUUUUAGCUCUUCACUCUCAAAAGAAAAUGCCGGGCAUGAACAAGCAAAUAAAAACGACUCUGUGGACGAUCACAAUCAUCUAUCUAUUGUGCCAGAGAAAAGCGAAAUCAUUUCCGUACCUUUCAUAGUUCUAAAAGAAAUGUUUAAUAACGCAUCAAAGUUGAUAAAAUCAAGUUCGGGUAUUGUGAAAGCGCCACAAGUACAAACUUCGACGACCAUUGCAAACAAAGAAGAGUUAUG